Messenger RNA from Penicillium pulvis, 321 nucleotides. RefSeq lists its product as uncharacterized. Bases 1 to 321 code for a protein of 106 amino acids. The record is from RefSeq and is a predicted model, not a curated record. Lineage: Eukaryota; Fungi; Ascomycota; Eurotiomycetes; Eurotiales; Aspergillaceae. The transcript is spliced from 2 exons.
AUGCCUUCCCCCAAGCACGUUGAGGAAGCUGCUAGCUCCGCGAGGAACUUGAAGCCAACAAUACCAAUGAGCGCAAAGAUUCCCGCCAGAAUCGCCAGGCAAUUCCAGGUUUCAAGCAAGAAAAAGGACAUUGGCCUUUUCGCUAAGUUGACCCCAUUGGCCUCGUCAGCGUGGGCGUCGAUUGUUACACUUGACCAAGUCGACAUCGCCGACGACUCCGCUCCUCAAGUCAAGCGCACGCGUCAGAGGAACAUUCCGCUCAGCGGCACCGAGAUCUACAUGCGUUCCCCUUACUACGACUUGGUCACUACAUCGGCAUAA